This is a messenger RNA of Helicoverpa zea (corn earworm), 2525 nucleotides long. RefSeq names its product single-strand selective monofunctional uracil DNA glycosylase (gene Smug). Gene Ontology annotation, molecular function: single-strand selective uracil DNA N-glycosylase activity; oxidized pyrimidine nucleobase lesion DNA N-glycosylase activity. NCBI's taxonomy places the organism in Eukaryota, Metazoa, Arthropoda, Insecta, Lepidoptera, Noctuidae. Gene Ontology annotation, biological process: base-excision repair. The transcript has 5 exons. The coding region runs from base 92 to 901 and encodes 269 amino acids. The record is from RefSeq and is a predicted model, not a curated record.
UUACCAUCCGGUAUCCAGGAAGCGAUAAAAUGUAGCAGCAAAUGUGCAGUUUAGUUAAUUAUAAACACCGAGCAUUAGUACUGAAAAUACAAUGGAACCAGAAGUCGUAUCGUCAUUUUUCUGUAAUACUUUACAAGAUAAAAGUUCUCCUGAUAUAAGCGAGGAAUUUUUAAAUUUAGCGGACGAAUUAAACCUUUCCCUCGAACAGUUUGAAAUUCCCAAAAAAGUAGAAGCCGUUUAUAAUCCUACAAUAUAUGCGAGGGAAACAUUUGAAAUGUAUGUGAAAAAAUAUUGCAACUCACCAAAACCUAUUAUUUACUUCGGUAUGAAUCCCGGACCUUAUGGAAUGUCUCAAACUGGAGUACCAUUUGGUGAAAUAAAUGCAGUGAGCAGUUGGCUGGGAAUAACUGGACCUGUGAACAAACCACCUUCUGAAAUUAAAGCUCGACCUGUAUUGGGUUUUAAAUGCACCAGAUCUGAAAUCAGUGGUAAAAGAUUUUGGGGCCUAUUCAAAAAUUUAUGUGGAACACCAGACAAUUUCUUUAAAUCCAGUUUUGUGUACAAUUACCUGCCCCAACAGUGGAUGACAAAGUCAGGGUGCAAUGUGACCCCUGGGGAGUUCAAAAAAGGUGAAAUACAAGAAUUAUACAACAUAUGUGACAGAGUCUUCAGUAAAGUUCUUGAACUGUACAAAGUUGAAAAAAUUGUUGCUAUUGGGAAAUUCUGUGAGACAAGAGCCAAGGAAACAUUGAAAAAAUAUCCUUCCUUGAAAACUAUUCAGAUCUUCUACUUACCACAUCCCAGCCCAAGAGUUUUGCACAAUAACAAUUGGGAUGAAACAGCAACUAAAUUUCUUCAAGACAAUAAUUUCCUGCAAUAUUAUGAGCAUGCCUCUCACUAGCAGUUAAAGUAAGAUUGUAAUACUCAAUAUUCCUUAAGCAUAUUCCAUUAGGGUUAAAGAAGCUCAUAGAAAUCAAGUCAAUUUAAAAAUGGGCGAUUUUAUGAAAAGAGCUCUAGAACUGGCAUCAGAAGCUCUGGCCGCCCAAGAGGUACCAGUUGGCUGUGUAUUUGUCAUAGAAUCGGAUAUUAUUGCUGAAUCUCGGAAUAGUGUUAAUGCUACUCACAAUCCUACAAGACAUGCUGAAAUUAAUUGUAUUGAUUAUGUAAUAGAAUAUUGUAAGGUCAACAAUAUUGACUACAGAUUGUAUUUUAAAAAUGUAACUGUCUAUGUUACAGUAGAACCUUGUAUUAUGUGUGCGGCUGCACUCAGCAACCUUGGUGUUAAAGAAGUUGUGUAUGGAUGUGCCAAUGACAGGUUUGGUGGAAAAACUGUAUUAGAUAUCAGUAAUUUUUAUGAACAUAAUUAUAAUCUGAUUGGAAAUUUAAUGGCCAAUGAAGCUAUGGCUUUACUAAAACAAUUCUAUAAGGGUGCCAAUCCCAAUGCUCCCGAGUCAAAAGUGAAAAAAGAAAAAGGAUAAGAAAGCCAGUUGUGAAUUUUGUAUAUUACUAAUGUUUGAGAUGUAUAAUUUGUCAGUAAUUUCAGAAGGGAAAACAUUCCAGGGGAAUAAUUUAUGAAUGGGAAUAACAUUUUAAGAUUUCGUAAGUCUUAGUAAUCAUAAAUACUCAAGUUCUCAACUGAGCGACCAACCAACUUAUAUACUUGUAGUCUUUUAGUUGCCAUAUUAUUUUUUUGAAGAUUUUAAAUAAUUAGAUUAUAUCUAGUAAGUUUAUUGCAUAGAAUAAGCUCUCUCUAUAAUUUUAUAAAGCACUUUACAAAGUUUAUAUAAAUAAAAUGAUUAAUAAAACCAUUCAAAUAACAUAACUUAUUUCUGUUACUUUAAGUAACAAAUAAAUAUGUAUGUCUCAUUUAGUUUUAUAUCAAUAACUAUAGCCGUUUUCCCAAGGUUUCACCCGCAUCUUGUGGGAACGACUGCCCAUACUGGGAUGAAAUAUAGCCUAGAAUUUAUCCAUUGCAAACAAAGUUUUCCUCUUUAUAAUAUAUCAAUAAUGAUGGUAAUGAGACAUAAACUGACAUGCCAGCAAGUAAUUCAGAAUGUACUCUAUGCCUGCAUUACCACACUAAUAUUUAAAAACAGCAAUUUUAAUAUCUGUUUUGUCCCAAUAUGUAGUUUGUAUGGAAAUAUGAUAGAAUGAUGCUAUGAUACCUACAGUACUAAUCCAGAGCCUAAAUCCAAGAAAAAUCACUAACUUGAUCAAAAAUAUUCUAAUAAUAGUUAGGUAUUGUUUGGGGUCUUCAUACAAAGGGUUCAUUUCAAAGACAUGAAAACAUUUGACUUAUUACUGUAUUUAAUGGCAUAGCAGAAAAUCAUUACAAUUCCUGUUAAAAUAAUAAAAAUAUAUAAGUUUAGGCUUUAGAAAUAAUAUAAAACUAAUAUCUAACUCUACAAAGUACUAGACGCGUUCAUUUUGGUUUAAAACACAGAAAAUUAACACCCUUAACAAGUCCAACAGCAACCAUAAAAUAUAAGAAUAUAUAAUUGUACAAAAUAAAUGAUUACUCACUA